CGGGGCGAGCUGGAGAAACGAGUGCUCCUUAGGACCCAGGAGCUGCUCGGCUGCUGCUGCUGCUGCAAACGCCCUCCCCUCCCCGGCUAGGGGGGAGGCUGUUUACCAGGAGAGAGCAGCCCUGGCGAGCCUCGGACCGACCCGCAGCCAGUUCGCCGGCCGGCCAGCCAGGGAGCCGGGCAGCGAGCGGCCAAGCGCUUGGCCGAGGCAGCCUCAGGACCAGUGGCCGGGGCGGCUAGCCCGUCCGAGGAUGCGCUCCGGCUCAGCCCGGCGGCCCGGGAUGCAGCUGCCCCUGCCCUGGGGGCCCGCGCUGCUCCUGGGCACCGCGCUCCUGGGCGCAGCCUCGGGCUCCCGGGGAGGCUGCUUCUGGGACCAGGGACAUCUGUACCAGGCAGACCAGAGCUUCUCUGCGGAUGGACUGCCCUGCCUCAAUUGGCAGGAAUUGCAAAGCCAGGGGACAGAGACUGUCACCACUGGGGCAGGCCCAGGCCGGACAACCACCCGGGAGAACCACAGCUUCUGCCGGAACCCUGACUCGGACGCAGCCGGGCCCUGGUGCUACGUGAGCGGCUCCUCGGGAGCCCCGGAGAAGCGGCGCUGCCAGCCUGUCCCAUGCGCAGGGACCCCCACUCAGGAAACCUUGCCCCUCACCACUGACGCAGGGGCAUCUCAGGAAAGCCAUGGGGCCGAUGGGGAAGUCUUCGAGGUCGCACACUCUCUGCCCCGUAACAGUGAGUCGGCAGCUGUGCAGCCCGUGAUUGGGGUCAGCCAGAGAGUGAGGAUGAUGUCAGAGAAGAAAGACCUUGGGAUGAUAGGCUAUGUGCUGGGAAUCACCAUGACGGUGAUCAUCAUCGCCAUUGGUGCUGGCAUUGUCCUGGGCUAUGUCUACAAGAGGGGGAAGGACUUCAAAGAGCAUCGUGAACAGAAAACCUAUGAGCGGGAGAUGCAACGUAUCACCUUGCCUUUGUCUGCCUUCACAAACCCUGCAUGUGAGAUCGUGGAUGAGAAAACCAUUGUGAUUCACACCCAUCGGACUCCUGGGGAGGACACAAAGGAUGGCAGUGCCCCCCUCAUGGGCCAGGCUGGCACACCUGGGGCCUGAGCUGGUGGCCAGUGGGUAGGAAUCUACACUGACACUGACCUUCCCAAGCAGGGAAUGGCUCUCGUCUUCUGUUACGGUGUUUUUUGGGUGAAUUCCAGAGGACAAAGGACUGGAGGGGGGCCCUGCUUCUCCAGUAGGGUCAUCCCUCGGGGCGGGACUUUGCCCAUGGAGAUGACUGGAGCAACAGCUGGAGGGGUGCUGUCUACAGGGACUUCCCACAGAACCCAAACCGGGGACAGGGUGGCCUUUGUCCUAGUCCUACUUCUCCCCUUUGUGCUCUAGAAUUCCACAUGGCCUUGGCUUCCUCCCUGUCCCUGCCUCUAGAGGUGUGAAUGGCACAUAUAGACCGUUACCUUUGUAUUUCAGGAAAAAUGGGAGCUUUAUUCGCAUCAGGGUCAUUUGGUGAGUUGAGGCCUCUCAGCUGUGUUUGUGGCCCCUCGAGGCCAAGAGUGCGAGAAUCGGAGGGAGGAUCAGGUAUAUUUCAGGGUAAAUGAAGCCCAGGGCCGAUACUCUUCCGGGCCCAAAUGAAAAGGAAGAGAAGAAAACAUACUGAACAUUCCAUGUAGACUGAGGCCUGAGCCAGGUGCCUUAGGCCAACACAGGCAGUCGGGGCUAGAAGCUCCGGACUGAGAGACGUCAGGAAACAAUGACAAUAUUUUAGGACCCACGAUUGUCCAAGGAAUCAGAAAUGUUGUCAGUCAGUAAUUCCAUUGCUGGAUCCUUCAGACGUCCCCAGGACAAGCAGACAGGGUUCUUUGGGGCUCGCCAAACUGUGCCCCCCCCCCCAGCCCCUGAAAGUCCCUGGCUGCACAGGACGGUGGCGGAGAGACAGGCUCGCUCCCACAGUGUCGGGGUCUCCAGUCCCUCCUCCAAGUCUUUCACUGCUGCUCAUAAGGCCUUAGGAGGAAGGGAGGGACUUCACCAAACCUGCACCUUCUCCCCACCCCCAAAAUCCAAGCGGCUCUAAGGGUGUGUGAGUAUGUGUGUGUGACCGCACCAGCCCUGGAGCGGUGGGCAGCUCCAGUGUAAGAGCCGACCUUGGCAUCCACACGCCUGGCUUGCAUGUACGCUGCACACCACAGACUCCGCCGUGUUAGUGGUUCUGACUUUUUUUUAACCAUUUCUGUGUGUUUUAUAUACCUCAUUCUAACACCUGCACACUGUAGGCAGGAAGCCACUCUGGAUUCAACUUGGUAAAAACACAUUAAACAGGACAAAACUCA
This is a messenger RNA of Phascolarctos cinereus (koala), 2325 nucleotides long. RefSeq names its product phosphoinositide-3-kinase interacting protein 1 (gene PIK3IP1). The record is from RefSeq and is a predicted model, not a curated record. NCBI's taxonomy places the organism in Eukaryota, Metazoa, Chordata, Mammalia, Diprotodontia, Phascolarctidae.